Messenger RNA from Mus caroli (Ryukyu mouse), 16302 nucleotides. It is a transcript of the gene Ntrk3, whose product is annotated as neurotrophic receptor tyrosine kinase 3. Gene Ontology annotation, cellular component: plasma membrane; signaling receptor complex; axon. Gene Ontology annotation, molecular function: neurotrophin receptor activity; transmembrane receptor protein tyrosine kinase activity; ATP binding. NCBI's taxonomy places the organism in Eukaryota, Metazoa, Chordata, Mammalia, Rodentia, Muridae. The record is from RefSeq and is a predicted model, not a curated record. Gene Ontology annotation, biological process: cell surface receptor protein tyrosine kinase signaling pathway; positive regulation of phosphatidylinositol 3-kinase/protein kinase B signal transduction; positive regulation of neuron projection development.
CCUCCUCCUCUUUUUUAGAAGCAGCGAUCGGAGAUGGAUGUCUCUCUUUGCCCAGCCAAGUGUAGUUUCUGGCGGAUUUUCUUGCUGGGAAGCGUCUGGCUGGACUAUGUGGGCUCCGUGCUGGCUUGCCCUGCAAAUUGUGUCUGCAGCAAGACUGAGAUCAAUUGCCGGCGGCCGGACGAUGGGAACCUCUUCCCUCUCCUGGAAGGGCAGGAUUCAGGGAACAGCAAUGGGAACGCCAGCAUCAACAUUACGGACAUCUCAAGGAAUAUCACUUCCAUACACAUAGAGAACUGGCGAGGCCUGCACACACUCAAUGCUGUGGACAUGGAGCUCUACACAGGACUCCAGAAGCUGACCAUCAAGAAUUCUGGACUCCGGAACAUCCAGCCCAGAGCCUUCGCCAAGAACCCCCACUUGCGUUAUAUAAACUUGUCAAGUAAUCGGCUCACCACACUCUCCUGGCAGCUCUUCCAGACGCUGAGUCUUCGGGAAUUGAGACUGGAGCAGAACUUCUUCAACUGCAGCUGUGACAUCCGCUGGAUGCAGCUGUGGCAGGAACAGGGGGAGGCGCGGCUGGACAGCCAGAGCCUUUACUGCAUCAGUGCUGAUGGCUCCCAACUCCCCCUCUUCCGCAUGAACAUCAGUCAGUGUGAUCUCCCUGAGAUCAGUGUGAGCCACGUCAACCUGACUGUCCGAGAAGGAGAAAAUGCCGUGAUCACUUGCAAUGGCUCUGGCUCUCCUUUGCCUGAUGUGGACUGGAUAGUCACUGGGCUGCAGUCCAUCAACACCCACCAGACCAAUCUGAACUGGACCAAUGUACAUGCCAUCAACUUGACCCUGGUGAACGUGACGAGCGAGGACAAUGGCUUCACCCUGACGUGCAUUGCAGAGAACGUGGUGGGCAUGAGCAAUGCCAGCGUUGCUCUCACUGUCUACUACCCUCCACGUGUGGUGAGCCUGGUGGAGCCUGAGGUACGCCUGGAACAUUGCAUUGAGUUUGUGGUGCGUGGCAACCCGACACCCACGCUCCACUGGCUGUACAAUGGACAGCCAUUGAGGGAGUCCAAGAUCAUUCACAUGGACUACUACCAGGAGGGGGAGGUCUCUGAGGGCUGCCUGCUCUUCAACAAGCCCACCCACUACAACAACGGCAACUACACCCUCAUUGCUAAGAAUGCCCUGGGCACGGCCAACCAGACCAUCAAUGGCCACUUCCUGAAGGAGCCCUUUCCAGAGAGCACAGAUUUCUUUGACUUUGAGUCUGAUGCGAGCCCUACACCUCCUAUCACUGUGACCCACAAACCAGAGGAAGACACUUUUGGGGUGUCCAUAGCAGUCGGACUUGCUGCCUUUGCCUGCGUCCUUCUGGUGGUUCUCUUUAUCAUGAUCAACAAGUAUGGUCGCCGGUCCAAAUUUGGAAUGAAGGGUCCUGUGGCUGUUAUCAGUGGAGAGGAGGACUCAGCCAGCCCACUGCAUCACAUCAACCAUGGCAUCACUACACCAUCAUCGUUGGAUGCUGGGCCUGACACAGUGGUCAUUGGCAUGACACGCAUCCCAGUCAUUGAGAACCCCCAGUACUUCCGUCAGGGUCACAAUUGCCACAAGCCGGACACAUAUGUUCAGCACAUCAAGAGGAGAGACAUCGUGUUGAAGAGAGAAUUGGGUGAGGGAGCCUUUGGAAAGGUCUUCCUGGCUGAGUGCUACAAUCUAAGCCCCACCAAAGACAAGAUGCUAGUGGCAGUGAAGGCCCUGAAGGAUCCCACCUUGGCUGCCAGGAAGGAUUUCCAGAGGGAGGCUGAGCUGCUCACGAACCUGCAGCAUGAGCAUAUUGUCAAGUUCUAUGGGGUGUGUGGUGAUGGUGACCCACUCAUCAUGGUCUUUGAAUACAUGAAGCAUGGAGACCUUAACAAGUUCCUCAGGGCCCAUGGGCCAGAUGCCAUGAUCCUCGUGGAUGGACAGCCACGUCAGGCCAAGGGGGAGCUAGGGCUCUCUCAGAUGCUCCACAUCGCCAGUCAGAUAGCCUCAGGCAUGGUGUACCUGGCUUCCCAGCACUUUGUACACCGGGACCUGGCCACGAGGAACUGCCUGGUUGGAGCCAAUCUACUAGUGAAGAUUGGAGAUUUUGGCAUGUCCAGGGACGUCUACAGUACUGAUUACUACAGGGAAGGGCCAUGCCAGAAGGGCCCAUUCAACGUGUCGUGGCAGCAGCAGAGGCUAGCAGCGUCAGCAGCUUCCACACUCUUUAAUCCAUCUGGAAAUGAUUUUUGUAUAUGGUGUGAGGUGGGAGGACACACCAUGCUCCCCAUCCGCUGGAUGCCCCCUGAAAGCAUAAUGUACCGGAAGUUCACCACAGAGAGUGAUGUAUGGAGCUUUGGGGUUAUUCUUUGGGAGAUCUUUACCUAUGGGAAACAACCAUGGUUCCAGCUCUCCAACACAGAGGUCAUUGAAUGCAUCACCCAAGGCCGUGUCUUGGAGAGACCCAGAGUCUGCCCUAAAGAAGUGUAUGAUGUCAUGCUGGGGUGCUGGCAGAGGGAACCACAGCAGCGGCUGAAUAUUAAGGAGAUCUACAAAAUCCUCCAUGCUUUGGGGAAGGCCACCCCGAUCUACCUGGACAUUCUUGGCUAGUGGUGACUGGUGGCCAAGCAUUUAUACUCUGUUGCCUCCUCUCUCCCUGCCUCCUCUCCUCUUUUUCCUCAUCUCAACUCCUUUCUUCCAUCUUUGACGGAAACGAACAUCUUCAUAUAAACUCAAGUGCCUGCUACACAUACAACACUGAAUUUAAACAAAACAAAACAAAAGAAAACAAAAUACAAACAAAAAAAAAAAAAAGAAAGAAACCCUGUAAGGCAGUUUGACAUAUAUAUUUAUAUAUAUAUAUAACUAUCUAUCUAUCUAUCUAUAUCUACAGAGAAUUACCUUCUCUAAUACACAGAGAAGCUGCUGAUACAGAAAACCGUAAGACAUUAAUAACAGAAAAAAUUAAAUAUUAUUAUUAACACAAAUGAAAUUCCCUUGACUUAAGCUGUGGCCCGUGCUUUUUUCAGGUCUGGCUUUUCAGAGAUCUUAGUCUUGACCCAGCAGAGAGAGAGGCUGGGAAGAGGCGGGGUGGCGCACGAUCUUCAGUGCGCAAGCGUGACCCAUUGAAGGUGUCUGGCAAUGAAACAAUUCUGAAGUCCAGGCCCUUCGGAAUCAUCUCUGGUUUGCCUUUGCCUUUGCCUCUACUCUUUUCCCCCUUUCUGCCUCUUUGGGACAAUUUUCUAAUUUGUCCAUUCUAUAAAGUAUAUAGUCCUGAUGCUUUUUGGAAAUCAAUGAUGACACCUACGGGUAAAUACUGAACAAAUACCAACACCAGACCACACAAAGCCAUCCAUGGUCGGGUAACCACCGAACAAGAAAGGGCAGAGGACUUUGGGGAGAGCAAACCCCACCUUUCCGGAUGUAAAUCUCUCUCACGAUCCUUACUAGGUUUGAAGAGUUUCAUCCUCUGAACUUGAAGAACUGGACUUGGUGGAUUAAAGAACCUAGGAAGUAAGUACAGCCGAAGUCUAAUCCUACCAAGGCACUGCCGCUCAUCUUCCCAUCUCUGGGAGGACUCUUGGCCUGUCCUUUCGUUUUCAGGCCCUUGGGGAGCUUGGAGGUUUAGUAUCCACCUUCUCUGCUGUCAUCCCCUAACAUGGACACAGCAGGCUUCAGGGCUCUGAUAGCAGGAGACUUAGUUCCUCCCAGGUCCUAAUUAGGCAUCUCCCUUGGGUUGUAUUUAUCUUGCUUCCCCCCUAUACUGAGGUUCUAUCAAGUCCUGGGUAAACCACACUGACAGGGAAGAAAUCCAGGUGAGAAAGAACCCAAGGCACGUGCAUUUCAAAGAGCCAGGCACUGGCACUGGCAAAAGCCAGCAGAGAAGAAUCUACUUGGCACCUGUGCUGAGCCCUUGCCAUUCUCCUCACGUUUUCAGCCCUUGGAAGGAUUGAUGCAUCUGCCUUUGAGCUGUUGUGAAAAGGCAGAGACUGAGAAAUCGCUUUGUGGGCUGGGUGUCGGGGGAGGGGCUGCAGCUUCUCUGGAAGAUGUCCAAUGAGUGGCCUGUGCCGCAGACUUGGCAUCUUAAUGAGGACCUAGCUCUGACCUGGAAUGAGAAUGAAGCAUCUCGACUGGGACCAGUCCCCUGGGUCCCAGCGCCAGGGGAAUCACUGCCUUUCCCACUGUGCAAUGGAGGACUGCAAAAGUGAAGCUCUCUGGACAGCUCUCACACACAACAAUGAACCGCUCCAGGGAGCCAAGAGCUUGGCUGCACAGACCAGUCUUGCUGGGGAAGAAGGUUGUGCUCUCCCUAGGGUACCUGUCUCUCCACCUCAUCCCAAGCACAGAGCUACCUAACAGACUGACUGUUUUCUUAUCAGAAGCUCCCAGGAGCUGCUGACUAACCCCUCUCCUUGCCAGCUGCAGAAAGUCUACAGCCUGGACACCCUGACCAGUGAAGGCAGCUGAAGUACGAGCAACUCUGUGGCCUGUUUAGAACUGGAUUAUGUGGUUGUGGAUUUACUUUAUUUUUUUAAAGACCAACACAUGUUUUUAUUCAAUAGAAAAGAGCUGUGCUCCGAUUGUAGCCAUGGUUGGGAUUCAGGGAUCAGCAGGCUGCUCAGCUGGACUGGGGAGGGUGCUGGGCUAACUGGGAUUUCAGAGUGGAACUUCUUACUGUACUAGAUACCUGGCCCCUGAGUAGGGGAAAGCUCUUUUGAUUGGUCCCUUCUUCAAAAGCACCCUUUGCUAUCCUAUGAUAAUUACUCCUCUUAUUACUUCUUGAAUUGGUCCACCACCUGAGGCUUUCAGCCUCUACUAGAGAGGUGUCUGCUGGGUGGAAGUUUCCAUUCAGGUUUUAAUCUGAAAAGCUGGAUAACUAGAGGGGAAGCAUUCAGACAGGGGCCUAGAGGGGCCUGUGGGGAACCUGUUGUCUAGUUGAAAGUGAUGUUCCAAGAUCUAACCUUUCCUAAAACAGUCUCUUAAGGCUUUCUGGUUUUGAAAGAAGUGGAUGACUGAAGGCAUUUAUAGCCCUAAUGGGACAGUUAGGAGAAAAGACAAGACUGAACUUGCUCAGGUGUCCUUUGUUAGUUCCAUGAACAUCCACACUGGCAUCAGGGUCACCUUCUCUCUGUGUCCUCCAUUAUUAGCUGCCUGAGUAAUAGAAGGAGAGAGGGGGCAGUGGAGAUAGGAGGGGUGCAGAAUGGGCCCAACCUUCUUACUCUCCUGGCAUCCUCUCUGUGUAGAGUGGACUUUAUAUGUGAACCUUGAAAGGUGGAGAGAAAGGGUCUGAGGUGCUUUGGAGGGUAAGAAAUAGAAAACAGGCUUUGGAUAGUGAAGUGUAUUCUACUGCUCAGGGGUGUGCAGGGUGUCUCACUCCUUGCCACUCUCUUCACUGUGUCCUAUUUUCCUUAUGUGUCCUCAUUCUAUUCUAGAUCUGAGUUCUUAGCUUCUAUCAGCACUGAGUCACCCUAUCACUUGUUUUCUGAGGAUCACUCUGGAAUACCUAGGAAAGCCUCCUUUGGCCUCACAUGGGUUGAAAGCGGUGGUCUCUGAGGACAUACUGUGCUUAGGGUGGGGUUGGUUCCAGUACAUUGAUUCUCUUUUUCACAUUUGUCACAACCUGCUAAAGGUCUAAAGUGUCUCAGACUAUUUUAGGCCAGGGUUGGGGAGCAUUUUGUCUCAUUUUCUACCCCAGCUUUCUCCUAGACUGGAAAAUUGUUAUCAGUAGUUUAUUUAUGUAUUUAUUUAUUUAUUUAUUUUUUAAAGAAUCUAAUAUGCUCCAGUGAGUCAAGAAUUAACAUCCCAUCAGCCCAUGGAGCCUCUGCCAACUGUUCCAUCCUCCUUUCUACAUAAACACAUCUACACCUUCCAAGAGCAUGCCACAUUAACUUGGUACUUAGCUUGAAGUCAACACCAUUACGAAUGCUCAUGAAUUUUCCAGACACCCCAUGCUUAACUCUGUGCCCUGUUACUAUCACCUGGACCCACCCUGAACUGACAAAGAGUGACUUGGAUGUCCACUAUAUAACAGGGUGUCAUGGACAAGGAUCCUCUUAGUUAUUUGCUUUGCAUGUGAACUUGAUGGUCCUUUCUGAUUACAUCUCUGAAGUUUGAGUGGUUGUCCGGGUAACACAGCCUUCUCUAGUCAACACACAAAGGAGUUUGGGCUUCCUCCACUCAGCAGAUCAUGCACAAGUUAUUCUCAGAGAAAACUUUUCCUUGGAGAUGAAGAUCCUCCAUUUUUUUCUGGGAUUUAACUGAACUGUGCUGUUCAUCUCUGGUGACACACUAGUGCAGUACUUCUGGUGCUAAAUACUACAGAAGCCAAUGCUUACAGAAGAGCUUCAAUACAGAAGUGGUAGUGAGCCAACUGUACUGGAAGAACGCAGCAUACAUCAGAAAAGCCACUGAGAAACCCUGCCUUAGUGCUUGGAUACUCGUGGGAUUUGGGCUAAAUCAGCAUCUCUUAGGUUAUCAGUCUUCCCACACAAGAUAUAUGACAUUAGAAUAGUUGCAUCCUUAGAGUCAAUUUCCAUUUGAAAGGCUAAAUUUGAGUCCCAUCUACUUCUUUAUUCUAAGCUUGUUUGCUAGAAAUGAGAGAUGAAAUGAAAAAUAGGGAGGGGAAGGAAGAAAAGUUACUGUUGACAAAACCUAAGCAUAAUUAGUGCCUGGUGUGUUUGAGGGACACUAGAUCCAGGCACGCAAGUCAAGAUAUUAAUAUUUGUAUUCUUCAAGAGAAACCAUCCUUCUCUUCUAGUCAUCUUCCCCACUUCACAUGUCCACAUUGGCAGAAACUGGUCUGCCAUAUGGAGAUAGUCCCACCCACCUCCCAUGCAAGGUCAGGAGUAAUCUGAACCCUGGGUCAGAAACCAAGAGAUUUUGUAUAUGUACUUGCUUUUCCUGAGCUCUUUUACAUUCAAGAAUAGUCUCAUGGCACAUUUGCUUCCCUUUUCUGAACCAAACAACAACAGUAUCAUCUCUACACUCACCUGAGACUUUUAAUCUUUGCAAUACUUUGCUUAGUAGGGAGCAUAAAAUAUUUGUGGAUGAUCAGUCAAUGGACUCACAUUUCAACAGUCCUACUAGUUACCCUCAAGCCUCUCUGUAGUGUCUAGUGUCUGCGUUGGAUGGGCAGCAGCUUGCUAAAAUGCACAAGGUGUUUACCUUAGAGCCAAAAAUGUCAGCUUGAGCUCAGAUCCUGUGGAAUGUAGUCCUUCACUAUGAUUUUAUUUUUUUCAAGAUUCACCUUACUUUGUACCAAAUAAAUUGUUUCAACCAAUACUUAAUAGGGCUGGAAGGGUUAACUUCAAGCUUGGGCAUCAUUCUUAAAACACCAGUUUGGACUUCAGAACUUAUUUUGGGAUUGCUUGAACCACAAGGAAAAAUUCCCUUUCAGCUCUAGCCAUAUCAUGUACUUUUUCCAUCCAUUGGAUGGUCAUAAUUCGAGAGAAGUCCCCCUGGAUUCAGCAAAUCAGUUGCAGUUUGGGAUUCUCUUGGCACCUUAUGUUUCUCCUGGAUGAGAACUGUAGAGGUGGACUGGCAUCAGAACUAUUGAGAAAGAUCCCAAACUGUUAUCUUAUAAAGCUUGAUGAUCUGCCUUUCCUUAAUUUAACUAUAUUGACAGUAGCAUCUGAGUUUCUCAACAUCACCAUUCCUGGUAUUUGAUAACACACCACGCAGAAACCCAUUCUCCUUACAUUUUUGUUUGGGACUUGGUAUUGAAGGUACAAGCACUGCCGAUGAAACCUCUCCUAGGAGGGCCAUAGCAGAGAGAAUCUGAGAGGAUAUUAAUUGACCACUCUUUCUGAUAGGUACUGGUGAUGAUGGUGGAGGUGGUGAUUUUUUGUGUGAACAGACUGGGUAUUAGGCAUCUUACUCUGCACCAGGGCUAUCCGACCCAGGGCCCUGUGUCUUGGCUUCUGACAAGGUUUCUGUUUGCUACAUUCUCUUUAAGCACGUGUGUGUGUGUGUGUGUGUGUGUGUGUGUGUGUGUGUGUGUGUGCAUGGGCAACAAGUUUGUCAUGUACCAACAGAGGCACCUUUCUGUGGAGAUAUAGGCUCUGCCCAAGAGAACUUGGAAUAUCUCUUGUUUCCUUUCUUGUUAGCAGUAUUAAAUUGUAUGAUAUCAUGGGCUUUAUUAUGAUAUUUAAAAAUAUGUGAGUACUUGGAAUUCAUCUCCAAAGUCAUAACAUUCACAUUGCUCUUCCUGUGGGCAGCUAGGUUCCAACUUUAAAACAAGGCCUGAUUUGUUAUCUGCCCUAAGAAUGAUGUCUUAAACCAGUAAAAUCAGUAAUCAGUUUUCUUUUUUUAGAGGUAAAAGACUAAAUUCUAUUAACUUUGUCCUGUAUCCAUCCAGGAAUAUAUUGGAGCAUCAAGGUCUAAGCUCAGAGCUCUCAAGAGAUUUAUAGUCCAUAAAGUAGAUGUUUCUAAUAGAAGGUGGAUUGAGCUAACACAGAAGACAGGGUUCGUGCUGAGCUCUUCCUCCUGAGGAGCUUGCAGGCAUUUAGGUAUUGCUUUCAUUUAGUAUCUCUGAGAUGAUUCAGUCUCUUCUCAUUUAAGGCUGUCAGGAAUUUAGACUUCUUGUCGGCAGGGAUGAAGGUAGCCUGAGAGCACAGCUACGCUCGAUCUGUGUAGUCUAGCAUCCUUUGGAUGCAGCACUUCUCAAAGGACUGAAAAAAUCACAUGCUCAACUCCAAGUCUGGUAUUUAUGAUUUCAUUUAAGAAGCAUUCAUGGGAGUGAUACUUUAAAAAGAAAGUAAGUUUAUAUUCUCUGAAGUAGCAUGGCCUACUCAGUUCCUCCCAGUGGGGACUAGUCCCUCAUCCAUCUCUGUUUCAAAGUUGCCUGGCACCUGCCUGCUGCCCUUGAAUCUAUUCCUGGAGAGGAAGAGUCAGCCUGGUCCAAAUAUCAUGACUUCUGCUACCCGAAGGAGAGGAGUAUAUUUUAGGAAAGAUUUUUUUCUCUGUGAUUUUUCAUUUUCCCCUUUCCCUUGGUUCACAUUCUUUGGCUUCCAUGGGACAGAAGAGCUGGCUUCUUAAAGUCUGUGGAAGUCUUAAUACAAGGUGAAUCCCAGGACCACAAACAGUUUGGACUUCAAACAGUGAGAAAAUUGGCGCUGAAUGAUUCGGCACACAAAGCAGAAAACUUUCAUUUCCUGCAGGCAGGAGGAAUUGACUGUUAUAUUAAGACUUCUAAAGGAUCCCUGCCCUGGAGUAAUUUCAGUGCUGUCAGACAAUGUUGACAUCUAGAUUAACCUCUGUGCACUAAAUUUGACUGCACAGCUCAUUGAGAUGCAUGUGGCGUGUCCCUGUAAAUCCCAUCUGAAACCCUUGGUGGCCCACCCACAGCAACUCCCUCUCCUGUCUCCACCUACUGAUCUCACAGUCCAUGAACUUUUAGCCUACUGGAGCAAAGGCACUCUGACUGGGGUCCAACACCCAGAAUGGGAGCUUUGACCUUUCUGUGAGCAUGAUAGAGUCUUGAGCCAAAUUUGCUGCUUGGUCAAAGUGACAAUGUUUAUCACUGUAUUGACACCCUGCCCGCAAGGAGGAGACUGCAAAUCAAAGCAUAAAAGCCACUCCACUGAUGACAAACUGUUUUACAGAUGAUGUCAAAGUGAAAUGGUCUUCAAAGGAGCUAAGACUCAGCAUAGGUCCAUCUGUGUGCCUCCAGUCUUCCAAGGUUUCAAGAGUAGAGCAGAUGCAGCAAGGUCGUGACUGUAGAUAAGGUGGGUGGGGUCUGAUGGCUAGAGGAGUUUCUCCUCUAUACAAGUGUUUUAUCUAGUCCUUUAAAGAAAGGUAACCCAGACUUCUAUUUCCCUGGCUGGGAUCAAGGAUACAGCAACUCUCUAAUACUUUGACCCUUUAAUACAGUUCCUUAUGUUGUGGCAUAAAAUUAUUUCAUUGCUACUUCAUAACUCAUCUUGCCACCAUUACCAAUCACACUAGAAACAUGCAGGAUGGUCUUAGGUGACCUCUGUCACAAGGUCAUUCAAUCCCCAGGGGGGUUGCAGCCCACAGGUUGAGAACAGCUGCUCUAAGCACUAGUUUAUCGACGUUCUUUGUAGGAUGAGAUGCCAUACUGAGAUCGCAUAGGCAGAUGAAAUCUCUUAGUCAAGAUGGCAAGCAUCAAAAAAAAAAAAAACAAAAACAAACAAAAAACAAAAAACAACAAAAACAAAACAAAACAAAACAAAACAAAACAAAAAAACGUACAUACGUGCAUCUCAUGCAUCAAAAGAGACCUCCAGCUUGGCUCCAGCUACCCCCACACUCUUAAAAGCUACUCAAUAUAAUCCCAGAUAUUAAAAAAAAAUACCUCAGGAUUUUAGAAUGAUCUGCCCAAGUCUGAAGAACAAAUUCUCUUGCAUAGUUCUUGAAACUGAUUCUCUUUCAAAUUAUUUUUCCAUCUUUGCUUGUUUGGUGUAAGUGGUAGGAAUCUCUUUGUAUAUUCUUAGAUAUUUCUUUAAGAGAAUUGAAAGCUUUUAGCCAAGGACAUUGUGUUUAUUGACUGAGAAAAUAGAUUUCUGGGCUGAGUAAUACAGCAGUUACACAGGGGCAAUUUUGAUGACUUUAUUUAAAAGCAAUUAUCAGAGUUGUAUUCUUUCGAGAUCCUCAGGCUGAUAUAGAACAAAUCAUACUUGUCCUUUUGUUAUUUAUUAUGUUUAUUUACUUUUGCACAUAAGUAAGCACAUGUGUGCAUGCCAAUUCCUGGGUAAUUCUAUUGCCUACAGACUACAGUGCCCCAUUUGUGGAGCUUUCAUGGAUCUAAGUGUGUCUGUGCAAAUGAGUGCCCCACACAUUUGGCUUCCUCACUGUUCCUCAUUAUUUGUAUCAGGAGCACAGAGCCUAUGACUUUCUGCACUGUAAGUUAUUUACAAAGUUGAGGAUCCUUUGAUGGAGGGAAAAAAAAACCCACGUUUCUCCCAAAUUUUAUAUAUAAAGGCAGGACACUUCCCCAUUGUUUUUCAAAGUACAAAACCAGACUGAGUCCUGAUUCUCUUUUUCUGUAAUUAAGGGGUAAGGGGUAGCAGAUUCAUCAUAAAUAUUUGUUUGAAGAUAAAUGUGAACUAGUGUGAGGAGAUUUUUGACCCAACCAUGGAUAUACAAUUCCAGUGUUCUGAUUGAACAUGAAGUCCUUGGGAGACAAGACUCUAGUUGGAUUAGAAACUAGGAGGUUGGGAUAUAGGGCACUUGGCUGGAUAAGAGAAAGUCAUCAGCACUUUCCUGAGAGUAGGCAAACAAGUUGUAGGUUGUGCUCUUUAUUAAACAGCAGUGAUGGGAAAGGCCACUCUGUUUUGAUCCAUUGCUCAGAUUAGUUACCAAGAACGUAUAUCAUAUCAAGUACUGCCUGAGUGCACAUUUGCAGAGUUCCCACUCCAAAGGGCCAGGGCUGUUGUUACAAUAUGUUCAGUUUUUCAUUUCCAGCUCUCUCUGACAAAUCCUCUCUGCCCCCAGCUCUCUAUCCCACCUCUUCUAGGCCAGGCUCUAUUCUCUAAAAAGCAGAGGAAAGUCUGAGUGGCUCCCCUUUUUAGCCUGAGCCUGUUGUGGUUUAGUCUGGGUUGCUGCAGAAAGAAACAAAACAAACUUGCUCUCCCAGCUGCCCAUCAGUCUCUUUCCAUCUCCUUAGACCAAAUGAUUAGCACCUCAUUAGCGCCCCAUCAGUUUGCUUUUGCACAGGAGACUCUGGUACAACAGGCCUAUUAUAAGGCCCCUAGCCUGUCCUUUUGAAGUUGUCUCAUCCUUUUGACUUGGUUAUGAAAGGCAAGCCUUCCUUUAAAUGUGUUUUCCUUCACAUUUCUUUCUGGUUUCCUAGCUUCUGAAUAUCCUGGAAAAUGACAAAGUACAGUUUUGCCUUUUUUUUUUUCUAGUCUACUCUGAACAGGGGCAUGUCUUUUCAUGUGGUCCAAGAGCUCUCUGUGUUAUCCAAGAUUUACCCACUCUUGGGACAGUUAAAAGAGUAAAUCAGAGUUGGUGGAAGUGGUCUUUACUUUAAUGGUACUAGAAAGGUUUGCAUUUUAAGAAAUGGACUUAUUGAACAUGCUAUAGAAUGGUGAUGGGGAAGGUAGUUAACUUUAAGAGCCAGGAGGUCAAACCACCUAUUCUACAAACCAUUUCAUAGCAACAGAUGCUUUGAUUCUGCCAGCAAUGGUACUUACAGACCCAAAUAGUCACAUCCACUAGUCAAAUUAAACUACCUCACACAUCCACUUAUUAAAAAACAAAAACAAAAGCAAAAGCAAAAGCAAACAAAUGAAUAGUCUCUUUCUUCCAGAGGAUGGAGACAUGCUCAGAAACUAAGAGCACUGACUUCAGUUCCAGAUGACCUGGGUGUGAUUCCCAGGACUCACAAAGAAGAUCACUGCCAUCUGUAAAUCUAGUUCCAGGAGAUCUGACAACCUCUUCUGAUAUCCAAAGCCAUCAGGGAUGGAAGAGGCAAACAUACAGUCAAAACUGUCAUAUACAUUAAAAACUGUCAUUUCUCCCUUGUAUCUCUAGAGAGUACAACAGUGGUUUGGGGAAGGGGACGGGGGAUUGCUUUGUUUCCCAAAGGGUUUUUUGUUUGUUUGUUUGCAUUUCCUUAGGAAAGAGUUGAUGGACUACUUUAAUGGCUAUCAGUGGGGACAUGGCAAGACAGACGGAAACUGAGGGAGCAAAGAAACUAAAAGGUAGCCAUCUUGUGAGCUUUUAUUUCUUUCUAAUCAGCCUCUUUCUCUGUAAAUGCUCUGCUAAAGAGUCUCAGGGGAUGAUCAUAAGUGAUAGAGUCAGGCCUUGGUGGUGUCCCCAAGUCUCUAUGGCAGGAAAAUCCCACUCCUUGGGUAGCGAGUGCUGCUCAUGGUAUUGGGAUUUUGAGUUGUGUUGUGUUUGAGGGAAACUUUCCUUUUUCCUCCCCAUGUCUGCUGUCUGCUCUCUAGAAUUAGUCAUUAACAUUUUCCUACUUUAAAUAACCAUUGCAUAUACUGUAAUGGAAAAAAUAUCUUGUAUUUGUACCAGAAGAAAGGGAUAUUUUUCCCACUUAGAAGGGAUGAUUGCUAUAUUUCAUUUUCUGGCAUGGAAUGCUGAACAUCUUGAAGCCAAAUAGCAUCUCUUCCGCUUCAACUCUUUACCACUAAUUGCUGCUUCAAAGAUGGUUUGUAGAUUUUAGAAUAAUACCUAGUAAAGUAAGACUGCAUGAUGCUUCCUCCUUAAACUGAGUGUUAAGACAAUCUUGCAGGGAGCAUGGAAGUGCUAAUGAUCUUGAAGCUUUCUAGGGACUGUGGUCCACACAAAGAGAAGACAGGGAUAGUCAAAAUAUAAAGAAAACUAUCCUUGUGAUGACCAAAUGUCAGACCUCAUUUUCAAUGACCCCAGAGCACAACAGAGUUGGUUACAGAGGGACUCUUGCUGAGGAACGUGUCUGGCUGAGAAUGAAACCCUAGACAAUAAAUCUGGAGGCAAGAUUGCCAAGGUUACAGCAGUGAAGUCAUUUACAGUCCCUAAAAAUGUCCCAGGUGUUUGUGAUGCCAAGUACUGUUUUAAGUUCUUUACUAUGAAAGCUACUUGGAAAGUGAAAUCUUUCAAAUGUUAUUUCCCUUCAAUUUCCAAGUAGCCAUCCGGUGUGAUAUGUCUGACAAAAUGUUGUCUGUAUGCUGUAACAGGAUUUUGACCACUCUUGAGAGAAAGCAGAAUAAAGCCGAGUGCUGAGAAUCCUGAGAAACUCAUAAAUGUUUCAGUCAAGUUCAGAAGAUCACAGCUUCUUUUUUCUUUUGACCUUGGGCUCAGUGUUUGUUUUUCUGAUACAAGAAAACAGCACCCGUGUUCUAGACCUCAAUCUGAGCGACUUUUCCCCUGCCGUUGUCUGCCAGGAAGAAAGCAACCCAGCUGCUUUGCAAUGAGAACCCAAGUUGGGAUAUGCUUGUAAAUUGUGGUGUGAAAUUGCAGAAGGCAAAUGGGUUCAGGGUGAUGUUUCCUAAUUCUCUCUGAUAAUCUUGAGGACAUGAGCUCUUCCAACCAUUGCUAAGGCAUGCUUGGAACAAGUAGUUUCAUGGUGUCCUUCCUAUGGAAAUGACUGAUAAAUUAAGGAUCUCAGAGGUAUCAUUUGGGAAGUAAAUUUCAGACAGUUUGAGAAGUUUCAGAAGGUUUGAGCUGACAUGCUAACAGGAUCAGUAAGAACUAACUUUAAAACUUGUUUUCACCCCCUUCUCUGAAAGUUUAGCCUUUUGGGGGGGCAUUGGAAUAUUUCCUUUGCAAGGGUUGCAAAGAUUGAUUAUAGUUCAUGUCUAAAAGCAAAGGCCCUCUGGAGCCUGUUGGACUUGGAGGUAACCCCAAACGGCCCAUGUUAUUUUUCUGAGACUGGUACCACACUAACUGAAGUCUUCCUGAUUAUGUGUUUGGACCCUGGUAGGUUGACCCAAGAGAUCUGUCAAAUUAAAAAUAAAGGAAAGCAAGUUGGGGCAAGAAAAUUCUGACUAAAUGACAAAGAAAAAGCAUCAGUGCUAUUUUGACAGGAGACAGCCCUGUACUAUUCAGCAAAGAAAUACAAAAUACAUUCUAUUUUCAAGAUGAGUUUUAUUUUGUGGUGUGUGUGUGUGUGUGUGUGUGUGUGUGCUUGUGUGUGUUGGAAAGCUGUUGUUUAUGCAUUUGGAUUUUUAUUCAAGCAUAGUAAAAGCUCUGCUUAGUUUCUUAGGAUGUGACAAUAAAUUAGGUCUAGAAAGGAAUAAAGGCCCAUGUUUCAGAACAAGGUGAAACAGUCCCCAAAUAUUUCCUUCUGAAAUUUUCAGUCCUAGCAGAUCAAAUCAACCUCAUAUUUAUUAUUGAUACCAGUACAAAAAAAAGUUUGCACAACAUCUGCAGACCCUAAUGUUCUACAUGUCUGUGGUCUUUCUUUCUGAAGGAAUGGAAUCUUUAAAUCAUGCCAGGAACUUUGUCAACAGGGCUGAAUAAUGAGGCAGCUUAGACAAUUUAGAGCAACCUGCCCCAUGUAGAUUUUGGCAAGGCCUUAAUUCUUUCUCACAGGUAUUAAGGUUGCUUCAGAGCUAUUUUUUGCUUCAAAUGAUAUUUAAAGAAGAGAAUUUUGGAAUACAGUUUGAGACAUUUCAGCUAAUGUCAGCCUCUGUAAAAGAAGAUUUAGUUUCACAGGUAGUUUUUGGUUUUGCCCAUCCCAGAAGUGUAAAUUCUACUUUGACUAAGCUAUAUGUUUUCAGCACCAGGGACAGCGAUCACUUCCCUCAUCUGGGGUCACUCUCAAAAUUAGAUUUCCAGACAGGGAAGAACAGAUUUUUCCCCAUCAUUUCCUAUCCACAGAGCCUCAACUUAUAUAAUUGCCAACAUUAUUCAGAGCAUCAGACAACUUGUGUUAAGUAAUGCCAUGAGCAAAUUUCACAUGAGUUUAGGCUGUAUACAGUCAUAAGGACAACCCAUGCUUUGAAACAUCUUUGAAUAACAGAAUUAAGCACCAAUGUAUAAUCUGAAGCAAACCUACUCUUGUUUAUUACACCCAGGAGGGAAAACAACCCAUAUGGAGAAAGAGAGGCCACAGACUUUUAAGUUAUUUUCUUUUAGUUAUUUCACAAAGCUUCAUUCAUGAACCAUGUUUCGACAUCCAGAAAUUGCUUUUAUUCUCUCCCAAGCCUGGUGUAGCUGUUUCUGCCAUGUUUUUGACCUGCUUAAAAAAUAUAGACUGACACAGUCAGAUUUCUCAGCACAGAGAUGGUAAAGACACUGAGAUAUUAUAGAUGGGAAUGCUUUGGGACAGGAAUCUCUUUUCUAUUAGGCACCCUUGACUUUCAUACUCCUAUAAGGAAUACUGUUCACUGACAAUCACUUUUUAAAAAUAUGCAUAGUGUUCACAAUCUAUAAGGCAAUGGUUGAUUGGUUGCAGGCAGAGGCAGUAAAUCACAGUGGUAGAGAUGAAGUUAUGAGCUUUGAGGGCAAAGAAGGGCCUAAUAAUGCUGUCACUAGACAUUUUGGAAACUCGUAGAAGAAUACUACUUUGAAUCUUGGCAUCCAGUUUUUAACCUUGAGUGCUGUUCAACAGCUGUCUUUGCCUUAAACAAUCAUGGUAAGAUUGGAAAUAGAUCCUCUUGGUUUUCUCCAGACCAGUCCAAAAUGGACACUGGGGAAAUGAGAGCAACAGAAGCACAUGUCACUAUGCUUUGUGAUCGUCCAGUUUUCCUAUAGCACAAAAAUUCAUAGGUAUCACCUCAGAGGCAGUGCAAUCUUCUCUCAUUUACUUGGAAGCUUCUUUGGGGCCCUCACAAAGAUGGUAACUGAAUAGCAGCUGUUUCUUCCUCCUUCUGUUCAUCCUUC